Molecule: messenger RNA, 2392 nt
Organism: Leptinotarsa decemlineata (Colorado potato beetle)
Lineage: Eukaryota; Metazoa; Arthropoda; Insecta; Coleoptera; Chrysomelidae
Gene: Grd
Product: Glycine receptor
Biological process (GO): monoatomic ion transmembrane transport
Cellular component (GO): membrane
Molecular function (GO): extracellular ligand-gated monoatomic ion channel activity; GABA-A receptor activity
Source: RefSeq, a predicted model, not a curated record
UAUUUGUUGGAGACGCGUCGUUUUAGAAAAUUAUUAUUUUUUUCUAAUUCGGUGAAAACUUUUUUUGAAAAACCCUCUAUGUUAUGCAUGUUAUAUUAAAGGGCAUUAAAAUAGAAUAUAGUGACUCCUCUUCUAAGGUCACAGAUCAAUAAGGAGAUGACCAGUUGCAAUUUGGGUAAAUACCAGCAGAACGAUUUUCAUUUCUUUUUAUGGACAUAAAAGAGCAAUAACUCAAAAAUGAGUUGACAUAAAAAAUUAUUGAAGUUUCAUAUAUUUCAUAGUCAAUAUAAAAUGUAAAUCUAUGUGAUCAUAAUUGGCCGAUAAUAGAUCUAUCAACACGUCUGGGAAAGCUAUUAUAUAGUGAAACACGUGUUGGGGUUUUGUAAACCGUUCAGUGAAGGCAUCAUAUUAGAGUGUUACUUGAAUAUAAAUGUAAAUACGUACUAAUUCAAAAAACACUUCAUUGUGAGAUUUUCAUUAAAAAGUUUUACAAAAAGUAACACGUGUUUCGCUAUACAAUAGCUUCUUCAGGCGUGUCUAUACUAGACUAGACUAGACGUGAAUACUAUAUACUUUUUUCGUAACUCCUAUAAGUUGCGUUUGUUAAGGCAGAUAUACAAACGAUAGUUCUUCUGACAAUCCCACAGAAAUUUGAGGAACCUUAAGUGAUACAUAAACCAUUUGUGGACAACUGAAUAAUAUAACACUGAUAAAUAUCUGCAUUCGAAGUGUGAUUUGGUACCUACCUGGUUUCUUUUCAGAUCAUUAGGGAUGAAACCCCAAGUAAUAUGUGGAACAUUAUUGAUGCUGCAGGGCAUCACGACUAUAAUGCCAGUUUCUUUGAACAGGAAUGCAGGUUUUCCACAGAAUAACAAUCACAAAAACAUAUCUUCCUUACUGGAUCACUUGUUGAAUGGUUAUGACAAUAGCGUUCGUCCUGACAUUGGAGGACCACCUGCUGUUAUAGAAGUUGAUAUCAUGGUCAGGAGUAUGGGAUCAAUAUCGGAAAUUGAUAUGACUUAUUCUAUGGAUUGCUAUUUUCGGCAAUCCUGGGUGGACAAAAGGCUGGCUUUCAUGGGAGACUCUGGUGAUACUCUAGCGCUGAGUGUAUCAAUGCUUGCUAGAAUUUGGAAACCGGAUACUUAUUUCUACAACGGCAAACAAUCGUAUUUGCACACCAUCACGACACCCAACAAGUUUGUAAGACUCCAUCAAGAUGGAACGGUUUUAUAUUCAUCGAGAUUAACUAUCAAAGCCGGUUGCCCAAUGAACUUGGAAGAUUUUCCCAUGGAUGUACAACGUUGCCCAUUGAAAUUUGGAUCUUUUGGUUAUACCGACGAAGACGUAAUCUACAAGUGGAAUGGAGCAAGACAAGUGGCAAUAGCUGAAGAUAUGAAGUUAUCCCAGUUUGAUCUGAUAGCUACCCCUGCUGCUAAUCAUACAGAUAAUAUUUACAACAAGGAUGAAACGACAGAUGAGUACUCCAGACUGGUUGUGAGUUUUCAUCUUCAGCGACACAUGGGAAAUUUCCUGAUUCAAGUGUAUGGACCUUGCGUCUUGUUGGUGGUUUUAUCUUGGGUAUCGUUUUGGUUGAAUCGGGAAGCUACAGCUGAUAGAGUUUCUCUUGGUAUAACAACUGUGUUGACGAUGACUUUUCUUGGAAUGGAAGCGAGAACUGAUCUACCAAAAGUGCCGUAUCCUACAGCGUUGGAUUUUUUCGUAUUUCUCUCCUUUUCUUUCAUAUUUGCCACCAUUAUACAGUUUGCAGUGGUACAUUACUUCACUAAAUAUGGCUCUGGUGAAUGCUACUUCAGUUCCGAACUGAGUUCUGAUUCCAGCUCAGAAGAGGACGACUGGACAUACGAUUUGUCAGAAAUAAUACAUUCCACUUCGAAAAUUUCCACUUCUACAGCGAGGGCACAUCGUCAAAAUGAAGAAGUCAUACCCUUGUCAGCUCUGCCGGUACCCCAAAAACGGUCUGAUUCCUUAAGACGAUUUUCUUGUCUUGGGCGUUCUGAAACUACAACUACUCGAAUGUCUCCGAACACCAAAGAUUUUAGCCGACGGUUCUCCUCUCAAAGUAACAGACAACAGAGGAAAAAGAAGAGAACUCCGAGAUUCAACUCUGUAUCCAAAAUCGACAGAGCAUCUCGUGUUGUGUUUCCAGUACUCUUCAUAGCGAUUAACGUGUUUUAUUGGUAUUCAUAUUUGUCUAGAAAUAGUAGGAUGGAACAUGACUGAUUUUCCAAACUAUAAUUGUUAGUCCAGUAACUAUUUUAUUUUCAUUUAUGUUUCAUUUAUUUGUUGCACGAGAUCACUCUUGUCAUAAUAGCACGAACAUCAUAUAUUCAUAUGCAACUUGAGAAUUGAAUAAAAGACUAAAAAUGUGAAA